Messenger RNA from Zonotrichia leucophrys gambelii, 3223 nucleotides. It is a transcript of the gene CFAP20DC, whose product is annotated as CFAP20 domain containing. The transcript has 18 exons. Lineage: Eukaryota; Metazoa; Chordata; Aves; Passeriformes; Passerellidae. The record is from RefSeq and is a predicted model, not a curated record. The coding region runs from base 451 to 2865 and encodes 804 amino acids.
CAUUUGUGAGUGGUUGGUGCGGGACCGGGGACCGCGGGCCCGCAGCCCCCACGGGCCACCGGCACCCCGCACCCCGGAGCCGCCGCCGCCGUCCCCGAGCCGGUACCGGCCCUCAGGGGCCGCGCCGCCCGCGCCGCCAUCUUCAACGGCCCCGCCGCCCUCACCCAGGACCAAUUGUUGGAAUCUGGGACUACAUAAACACCAAAUAUUAUUGAAAUAUACAUGAGAAUCUGUCACAGGAUGGAGAUAUUUUUGCAGAGUCCUGAGUGGCUUGGGUGAAUGGAAGGAAUAAGGGGCCCUUUGGAUUCUGCUACUUUAUUGUUGAUGUAAGAAGCAUGGUGAAACCAGUGAUCAAAGCCACUGCACAAACCAAGACAUCACAAGCAUAGCUUGCAAGUGUCUUUACUGACUGAGAAGCUAAAAUUAUUUUCUGCCUAUGAAAGUUGGAAAAUGUUCAGAAACCACUAUCAGGGGGGCCGGUUUGUUGAAAUAUUCAGUGCUCAAGGCAACAACCCAGGAGCAAAAUGGAAGAUUUUUGGCAACCCAUCAGCUAUAUCAAAAGAAUACGACAAAGAACUAAAAGGCUUUGUUUUUGUACUUGAAGGAAACAGUCUAAUCAACAAAAUGAAGCUACCAAGGGAAACCAAACAAACUUUGGGACUGGUGCAGCAAUAUCUGACACUUCAGAUUUUUGUGCCAUUGGGAAAAGACUUCGCCACUGAGUUACUGAUAACUGAUUUUGACAAUAUUAAAAGAAGAUUGUAUUUGUCAACGGUGCACAAGGAGUUGUCUGUAACCCCUCUGCAUGCCAAAAUUCCUCUGUUUAUGAUCAAGCGCAAAAUAUGGUGCAAUAUGUGUAUUGACUUGGUAACAUUUACCUAUGAAAUAUUCAGAGGAGCUCUCUUCCAGUCCUUGGAUGGAAUUACUAUUUCAGCCAACUGUAAGCUAAGAAAGGUCUUCACUUUAAAAUUCAAGCCUCCAGUUACAGCUGAGGAAGAUGGUACAUCCAUUGUUACACCUGGGCCAUAUGAGGUCUCAGAUGAUAUUCCUCCAACCUGCCAGCUCAAUUCUGAUGUCCCACAAGUUACACAACUGCUGGAUCUAAAUGAAAUUCACAAGCCAAAAACAAAAUGCAGGGAAAAGGCAUUGCAAGAAACAGGUAUUCUGGGUAAUAGAGGCCAAGGCAACACAUGCAAUGGUAAAACUCAGGAUGUAUCACAUAUUGCAUUUGGGUCAAAGAUCCUUGGGCCACCUCCAUCUUCAAACAGAAGAACCAAUGCAAAGGUACCUGGCAAGGUAACAAAGACCUUGGGUAGCAAAACAUCGUGCCAACUUCAAAAUUCAGGAACGCCAACUGAAACCAUACCAGAAAAUGAGAGGUUGGAGUCACCACUGUGGCCAUGCAAUGAUACUUUAGAUCAAGGAGGCAAAAGAAGUACUCUCCAAACACCUGCAAAUGAAUAUCAAAAUGACCCUGAAAUUCAGACUCUGACAACACCUGUAAGUGGAGAAGCAGAUUUUCAGCUCACCUCACCACAAGUACCAUCGCCAGACAAGGACAGUCAUAUAAGAUUAUCUCCAAAAAAUGCAGCCAAAGCCACAUGGGAGAUAACCAAUGAUACAUGGGUGUUUCCAGAGAGGUUCACUGAGAGCAUUCAGUUGGAUAGCAAGGAGCACUUUGAAGCUACUGCAAGUUCAGCCUGCUGUGAUUUGCACUUGGAAGCUUCUGGAAGUUCAGCCUGCUGUGAUUUACCCUCAGCCCAGAAUGCCUCUGUUGAACCUCCUGGCAGGGAAACAGCUGAUCACCAAAGGAGUAAGAAAGAGGUUUUCACAUUUUCAUCCAAACCUCGAUCAGCUCCUUACGGAACAUCUCCCAACAUAUCCCCAGAAAGUUCCAUUUCCCCACUGGAGUUGGAGCCCGACAGUAACGGAGAACAGGAGCAAACCAAAACUGAAGAUAGCUUUGAGCAAACCAAAACUGAAGAUAGCUUUGAAGGAGCUGACAGCAGUGAGGAGGAUGACAACAGUGAACUCAUCCAGAGUGCUGAGAACAUUGAGAACAGCCACAGCAGACAAGGAACACCUGAUUCAGCAGUUUUUAAAGAGAUGCCAUUAAAUAAGAUGUCACAGGGAAAUGAAUACUGGAAGAAUAAGGAACACAGCAAAUAUAACUUCGAAGAGGCCGUCUUAUCAAAACCACAGAGUUCCACCAUGACAAAAACAGAAUCUAUUAGCUUUCAGAGAAGUUUAAAGCCUAUCCUUUCUCUUUCUCCAAUUCAAAGUAAAUCCAAAUCCUUUAGAGUAAUUAGAAAUGUAUCUGAAGAAACUGAAAGAUAUGAAGGUUUUUCAGAUCAAUUCGAAAGAUCUGUCAGUAAAACAUCUCUCAAGAAAGUUUCAAAUGGAAAUUCAUGUCUGACAGCACAGACUUUUGAGUAUGACAGGAAAAAGUACCAGUCAAAUAGACUGAGUUCAUCUGAACUACAGAUGCUGGCCAGCACGAAGAGACAACAAAAUGAAGAAUUAUGGGAUGCUGGGAUUUCCCAUGGGCUGGGUGCCACACUGAUCAAUUGCUGCAAUGUCACCCUAAGUAUGAGCAGUGAUGAUGAUACAGCAACCUGGAACUCUGGUUUCUCACCACCUGUCAGUCAGCAGCAUCACUAUCAGAAAGAAAUGAGCCCACUUUCCCAUUCCAGCCCACGGGACUCGUUAAAUGUGUUCAGUCCCCCUGUCAUUCCUGGAAGCCAACAACUAGAAGAGAACACUAAAUCUUCAACAAAACAGACCUCCAGAUACUCAAAAAACCCUGCUGUACUGAAAGGAUCAUUUCUCCAAGAAACAGGAGAGAACAACAAAGCCAUUCCAUGACCUUCCCUCCCCAAACAGGACAGUUUGGAUUUUUUCUGAGCUACUGGACUCCCCUCUCUAUGAAGCAGCAGAGAAGCUGCAGUGCUGUGUGAUAAAGGCCUGUCAGAUUGGAUCGUCCCCAUCAAACAUCAGAAUCUGGGUAUUUUCCUAGGUACCAAAAAAACCCAAUGGACCAUGGUAACUAGAUGGUUUAGAGUAUCAUUUUUGAAAGAGGUGCUAGAUAAAUUGUGUCCUGUGAUAUAUCUUGAGGACCUUGGGAAAAACUUUUUUUCCUUAUUCAUUUCAGUUGAGGUCAGUAAUUUGUGUGGUUCAUUACUGACAGUUAUAUACCAGAUGUGAACAACAAACUGAAUGCUCA